AUUUCGAAUCGAUGAUUCCACGUGUCGCGUGUGUUGGUUUCUAAACAUUUCAACAAAGAAAAGUGGAAGGUGCAGUAAAAUUAAUAUUAAUGUGAAAACGUCAACAAAUGAUAAUUUUCGAUAAUGAGUGUUCUAUGCGAACGACGUGAGAAAUGUGAGAACAAGUUGCAGCCUCGCAAUUAUAUCUUUCCUCGAGCAAUAAAACCAAGAAGAUUAUAUUAGAAUUAUCAAAAUGGGAAGAAAGUAUAUAAUACUGAUAAAUCGGAUAUUACGAGCAAUGAACAUCCACAAAGAACUUUCUGAGAGAUCGAUUGUCGUCAAAUCAGUUUGGAUAUACGUUCCAGGACAAAAGAUUUCUUAAAAUUAUCAAAAAGAAAUAAUGACAGAAACAAAGAAAGAGGGUGAAGUACCCGACCUGACCGAGGCGAUCCUAAGAGGGGUACAACUAUAUUAUACUCCGAUAUUAGUAUAUUUGGGUUCACUUGGAAACUGUCUUUCCGUAUGUGUGUUCUUCGGUACGAAGUUACGUCGAUCCUCAUCAAGUAUAUAUUUAGGAGCAUUGGCUAUAAGCGACACUGGAUUUUUAAUAUCAGUUUUUGUGGUAUGGUUGAAUAUGGUGAAUAUUGGUAUUUUUAAUGAGCAAGGAUUCUGUCAGUUCUUCAUCUACCUGACAACACUUUGUAGUUUUUUAAGUGUUUGGUUUGUGGUGGCCUUUACCGUCGAAAGAUUCGUCGCUGUUCAAUAUCCUUUUCAUCGUCAAUCAAUGUGUACAGUGGCUAGAGCAAAAACAGUAGUCAUCGGAUUGACAAUUCUCGGUAUUAUGACGUGUAGCCCGACUUUAUGGUUUUCGAGUCCUCGUUUAAAAACGUGGGAUAAAGAAAAUGUGACGGAGUGUCUCGUCGCUGAAGGUUGGGAAGCCUCAGCGACUAUUUUCAAUUCGAUCGACGCGAUACUAACUUUCGUAGUACCUUUUACCGUAAUCGUCGUAUUGAAUAUACUCAUCGCACGUGCUAUAUACAGACUCGCCAAAGUAAGAAGAACACUGACCACCGAAACGAGAGCUCCGCAGGAUCAAAUGUCCUGCUCUCAAAAUCCACGAAAUAUCUUCGCUCAAAGUAAAAUCACCAAAAUGCUCCUCAUCGUAUCCACAGUUUUUCUUUGUCUCAAUCUGCCUGCCUACGCUAUUAGAGUCCAUGCCUUUCUAUACGCGGACAACAAUCCACCGCGAUCGAUAGAAUUGGCGCAACAAGUGUGCAACUUGUUUUUUAACACCAAUUUUGGAAUAAAUUUCAUUCUUUAUUGUACCACCGGACAAAACUUUCGCAGUGCAAUGAUUCGUAUGUUUUUACGGCGAUCGCAACGAAAAAGUGACGCUGCCGGACGCAAUUCAAAUCAUGGAAAUAUUGUUUCAGAAUUACCUCGCAAUAGUACUUUAACGAGUCGUCAAAAAGCACCUGUAUUUAACAAAUCGUGGCAAAAUAAUCACGAAUUGCAAAUAUUUUCUGAAGAAUUUAAAGAAGACGUGGAAAAGAAUAAGGAGUGAAACACAUAAUUAAGAAAAGAAAAAAGAAAGAUGUACGUACC
Molecule: messenger RNA, 1584 nt
Organism: Vespula pensylvanica (western yellowjacket)
Lineage: Eukaryota; Metazoa; Arthropoda; Insecta; Hymenoptera; Vespidae
Product: thyrotropin-releasing hormone receptor
Exons: 4
Coding region: 380-1543 (387 amino acids)
Biological process (GO): G protein-coupled receptor signaling pathway
Cellular component (GO): plasma membrane
Molecular function (GO): G protein-coupled receptor activity
Source: RefSeq, a predicted model, not a curated record